AUGAGCAAGAACAAACCAAAGCCAACAGAUGCUAAACCAUAGUUAUCAAGUAUUCUUCUCUCAUUUAUCAUCCAUAGAAGCUGAAUUGGAGGCACAAAAUAAGGCUAAAUAGGUUAACGAUGUUGAGAAUGAAGCGUAUAAGGUAUAAUAAAAUUGAAACUUCUCUAGAAAUAAAUGAGAGAAGAAAUCAGAUUGCUUAAAACAGACAUAGAUGCAGAAGAGAAAUUGCUUUCUUAAUAUCAAUAGGAAAGAGAGAAGAUAAAUUACAACUGGAUUAUUGCUAAGAAGGAAUUGGAUGAUAAGAAAAGUGACUUCAUUAACAAGGAAAGAGAAAUUCAGGAUCUGAAAGAGAAUCACUUCAUGCAAUUGAAUCUUUAUAAAUAAAAGUAUAAGUUGUUUUAGAUUUUAGAAUUAAGCAUCUGUUAUUUUAAAAUCAGGAUUAGCAAAGUGAUCUAAGGAAGGAUGUAGAAGUCACUUUAAAAUAAUUAGAAGAUGAUCAUAGAAUGAAGGAUAGAGAAUUGAAGACAGAUAUUCGAUCUUUGAAGGUUCAAUAGAAAGAAGCUGAUUUGGCUUAAAAUGAUUACAUGUUUGCGCUUAAAACUGAAUACGAUAGACAAGCUACUCAAUUAAGGUAGAAUUUUGAAAGAUAGGCAAAUGAUUUAAAGGAGAAGUAUCAUUUAAAAAUGGAGAAAUUGAGAAGAGAAAUGGAGGAGGCUAGAAAUAAUCUCAUUAAAAUUCUGCAAGAGAAAAAGGAUCUAAGGAUACAAUAAUUGACUAAGGAACAUUCUAAAAAAUACACUGAAAUUAAGAAUUACUAUUCUGAUAUCACUGCUACUAAUUUGGAUAUGAUUAAGAGUUUAAAAAACGAGAUUACAGAUCAUCAAAAAAAAGAAGAGAAGGAUAAAAAGCUAUUGUAAUCAAUUGAAAAUGAGUCUAAGAAUUUAAAUGAGCCACUCAAGGCAAUUAAAGAGGAAAUUAAAUUUUUAAUUAAAGAGAAGGAAGAACAAGCUUAAGUUGUUCAACAAAAGGAACAAUUGAAACUAAAGAUAGAUGAACUUGAGAAGAAGUUUAGAAAUUUAGAAUAUGAAUAUGAAGUCAAAUUAUAGCAUUUCCAAUAUAUGGAGAGAGAAAAGAAAUCACUUGAGGAUAAAUUUAAUUCAACAAUUUAAUCGAUCUAAUAAAAAACUGGCCUAUAAGUACAAAUUAUAUUUAAUAAUAUGCUAGAAUCUUAUCUUGGAGAAGAAAACUUCUGCCAUCUAAGAGGAACUGGAAAUCAAGGAAUUGCAAUUGAAUUAAGUCUUACAAGGGCAAAAUAUUGAUCAGAAUUCCAUAAGUAACUUUUUACAUCUUACUCUAGAUAUCAUUACAAGGUAGUAUCAGGAAAUUGAUGUUCAAAAAUCAGCAUAAAUUGCUGAAUUACAAUAAUAAUUAACGUAAAUAAGAAAGGCCCAUUCUCAUAUGGUUAAGGCUUACGAUGGUAAAUUAGCUGAAUUUGUAAUUCCUGUGGAAGAACUUGGAUUCGAUCCAUUGGUGCCAACUUUUACGGAAUGAGUCGCAAAUAUUACAUUCAGUUAUUUUAUAU
Paramecium octaurelia is the source of this 1582-nucleotide messenger RNA. Lineage: Eukaryota; Ciliophora; Oligohymenophorea; Peniculida; Parameciidae. The record is from the annotation of a GenBank genome assembly.